GGCAACCGAGGCGGCAGCAGCAGGGGAGGGCUGUGGAGAGACAGGGUAUCCCCGGGAUUUUUUUCUAAACCGAAUUAUCGGACUUAAUUGUCAUCCAAAAUUGCACGUAAGGUCUUCGGAGGAGAGGAUCGGUGUCACAUCGACUCACAGUGGCAGCCGUCAUGUCGGAGGACGCCGUGCGACAGACGCGCAGCCAGAAGAGGGCGCUAGAGAGGGACUCGCUCCCCCCCAGCAGCAGCAACACCUCCACCACCCCCAGCACCACCUCCGUCACCGACCCCCCUGAGGCCGAGGCCAAGCGGCCGUGCCUGGAGGGAGCGGGCGAGAUGACGGGCCACGAUGAGAGGGCCGAGAUGACCGAGAGGUCAGAGAAGGGGUGCCGGCCGAAGGUGGAACCCACCACUCCCACGGGGAGGACCACCACCACCACCACCUCCUCUUCCUCCUCCUCCUCCUCCUCCUCCGCCCUGCUGAGCGGAGCAGAGGUGAAGGCCACCAUUAAAGUGGAGGUGCAGACGGGGGAGCAGCCCAUGGACAUGAGCACCAGCACCAAGAGUGAGAUCAAGAAAGAGAAUAGUCCACCCACAGCUGAAGAUGAUGACGAUGACGAUGAUGAUGUCAUUGUCCUGUCAGACAACGACUCCCCCAGCCCACAAAUGAAUGGCCACUUCAAAGAGUUGGACACAGACCUGCUGAUGAAGAGCAGCCCAGAGGAGAGGGAGCGCAUUAUUAAGCAGCUGAAGCAGGAGCUACGACUAGAGGAGGCCAAACUGGUGCUGCUCAAGAGACUCCGGCAGAGUCAGAUGCAGAAGGACAGCCAGCCCAAGGCGGUGGGCUCUGGUGCUGUUGCUACUCCACCCCCACUAGUGAGGGGCUCCUUCACUGCCGCUAAGGGCUCACCACAGGUGUUGUCAGGGCGCAGCUCUGGUGCUGUGAUCCCGCCCCCACUGGUCAGAGGAGGCCAGCAGGUGUCCAAACAUGGCUCCCAGAACUCCCAGAUCAUCAUGCCUCCUUUAGUGAGGGGAGCACCGCCCAUCUCGGUGUCGCCCCAGCAACUGCAGUCUCUGCGUCAGCAGCAUCAGCACCAGCAGCAUCAUCAGCAUCAUCAGCACCAUCAGCACCACCAGCACCACUCGGGCUCCGGGUCGGGUUCCGGGCCUCCGCCCCUCAUGCUGGCGCCGCGGGCCGCCGUGUCCUCGGGGAACCAGAGCCACAAGCUGCUGCAGUCAGGAGGGCUGAUACGCGUCGCCAACGUGCCCACCACCAGCCUGCUCGUCAACAUCUCACAGUCAAGCCCAACCAACAUGAAGUCGUCGAUGACCUCGCAAUCGGCAGGGGUGGGUGUGGGCGGCGUCGCCGGUGGCAACCAGGCAGACUCUCCGGCAAGCCGUCAGGCGGCGGCUAAGCUAGCCUUGCGUAAGCAGCUGGAGAAGACCCUGCUGGAGAUCCCACCCCCCAAACCGCCCGCCCCUGAGCUCAACUUCCUGCCCUCCGCCGCCAACAACGAGUUCAUCUACCUGGUGGGCCUGGAGGAGGUGGUGCAGAACCUGCUGGACCUGGGAAGAGCCAAGCAGGGUCUGCCGGUCGCCUCUGCAAACCAGUCGCACGAGCCGUUCACCUGCGUCCAGUGUCAGACCGACUUCACCUGCCGCUGGCGCCGGGACAAGGGGACGGUCCUGUGCGAGCAGUGCAUGUCGUCCAAUCAGAAGAAGGUGCUGAAGGCGGAGCACACCAGCCGUCUGAAGGCGGCGUUCGUCAAGGCGCUGCAGCAGGAGCAGGAGAUGGAGCAGCGCAUCCUGCAGCAGACGGCCGCCGCCGCCUCUUCAUCGCCACACACCUCCUCCUCAUCCUCCUCAUCAUCCUCCUCCAGCGCCAUGCACAUGGUCAAAGCAGAGCAUCUGGUGGCCCAGCAGCUGAAGCAGCGCUCGUCCCUCCAGCAGCAGCACCACAUCAGCAGGGCCAGCCCCAACAUCGCCCGUCACCAUGCCAACAUCAAACAGUCUCCGGGCUCUGGUCAGCUGUCCCGUGGCGGGGUGCAGUCGUCGGGCGUGGGGGGGGUGCGGGGCCUGAGCCACUCCUUCUCGUCCUCGUCUCAGCUGCAGAGUGCGGUGGCCGCCGCCGCCUUGGUGGCCCGGCCAGGUAAGAGCGCCGCCUCCGCUGGGGGGCGCAGGCACGGUAGCCACGGCAACAACGCCGCUGCCGCCGCCGCUGUGUGGAGGAAGCCCAGCAGCGUCAGCUCAGGUGUCACCAUGGCCUACGUGAACCCCAGCCUGUCGGUCCACAAGACCUCGUCGUCGUCCGUGGAGCGCCAGAGAGAGUACCUGCUGGACAUGCUCCCUUCCAGAUCGCUCUCUCAGACCGCCAACACCUGGAAAUAAUCUUCACCCUCAUCCUCUCCCUCCGAUCCCCCGCUCCGCUGCACCCUACCCCCCCCCCCCCCCUCCCCCCUCCCCCCUCCGGUUCCAUUCGCCAACCCGCACCUGGAAAUGAUGUCAUGGUCUCGUCUCUUCAAGCUUAGCAUUUUUACUGAGCACAGUCCUCCACAGCUAUCCCACAAGCCCCUUGCCCAUAUAGACAUUGGCGGCAACUCCGAGCCACAGUUGGUGAUUGGAUGCGGAGGCUCUGCCUUCGUUGUUGGCUCUGCCUCUUUUGCACCUGCUUUCAGACCCCGCUCAUUUACCCCUGCAGUAGGAGGAGCUACAUGUUUGGAGGGGCGGGGCAUUGCUGCAGUCCCACCCACAUUGUUUUCUGUUUUGUUUUGUUUUGAUUUUUUUAGAGCGGCUGUUUUCAUUGGUUAUUAUGGUCCUUCCCUCUCCUUGGGGUGAUAUUAAUAUUAUUAUCGCUAUUAUGGGUUUUUUUCUACUGGAAUAAAAUGAAAUAAUGGUAAAAAAAAAAAAUACAAUUACAAAAAGAGAUGAUCAUGGAAGAGUAAGAAAAAAAGGAGUUAAUGGAAAAAAAACAAAAAACAAAUAAGUGAUUUAGAUAAAAGACUGUAUAAAGGGCUUCCACAACAUCUGGUCACUUAAGACCUUCAGUGAGAGAGUGUGAGUGUCAAUCCUGCUAUCAUCCUUGUUUUUUUUUGCCCAGACCUAACAAACUGAAUUAUGACAAUAGCCCUUUGUGGACUUUCUGGAAUUUUAUAAAGCCCCUCCCCCACCCCUACUUUACUGGCUUGGACACCUGCCAGUCGUGAUGAUGGGACUGCCCUCUCCGGUCUCUCUGUCAGAUUGUGGCUUCCCACCUAACACAAACGGAAUAUGGCGACAACAGGAAAAAGGGAUGUGGAGACGGGCGUGCGUCCUUACGCCGGCUGAGUGGCGGCUGGUGGGUGGAGGGGGCUUUAGCACUGCUGGUGAUUGCAUCUGUGACCGUAACUUGUGUUGCUUUGUGGUCAUUUUUUUUCCCGAUCACUGGACUGUUCGUAAAGAAAAAAAGUCUUAAGAGUUUUUAAGAUGCUGAUUUCAGACGCUUGAGCAACUGUUAGACCCUCGUCACAUCAUGAGAGACCCCCACAAGCCUGUUGUGCUUCUUUGGUUUUUUAUCUUUCAUGUGUGUUUCUGUUUGUCCUCCACCCCUCGUUAGCGCCAGACGCUGGUGGGCAGCAUGUCUCCGUGGAGAGGCUCUGUGCUCACCGGAGUCCACUGGACUCGGACUGGUCCCGCUCUCCACACGUUAGACGGACAGCAGCUGGUUAGUCACACCACGUGGAUCUGUACGUCAUGCAAAGAUCAACAAGCGGUCAAAGUUCACCAGAACUGACUCUCAGUCCACCUGUAGAUACCCUAUCCCCCCCCCCCCCCCCCCAGCUUAAAGAGUGGGUGGGGGGGGGGGGGGCUGUGUUUAUAUUGUUAUACUUAUUUGAGUUAUUGCUUAGGAUUAUUUUGUUUUCGUUUGUUUGUUUGAGUUAAGGGCCAUCUCUGCCAUAUUUAUUUUGGAGUUCUAAUUUGUGAUGUGGAGAUAUUGGGCAAUUUUUUCUUUUUUUUUUCUUUGACUUGUUUGUUUGUUUGUUUGUUUGUUUUUUCUGUCAUUGCUCUCCUUUCAUCAGCUGCCAGGACAGGAAGUGGAGGGGAGGGGGGGUUCUUUCUUUCCUCUGAAGUCUGAAAAUGGGGGGAUUUUGACUUUAUGUAGCCACCUGCAGCGAUCUUAAGACGUCUGCAUAGCAUGGUUGUUUCUGAGAUUCUGAUACGUUGUCAACCCGGGGUUGUGCAUAUGUCAUGAUUGAAAACAUAUCAGAAUCUCAGAAAUAACCACGAUAUGCAGUCGUCUUAAGAUGUCGAUUCCUACUUUUACCUCCAUAACCGCCCCAAACCACACAGCCACACCCAACACCACCCAGCCCCACCUCUGCUGGCUGCAGACCAGGCUGGGUUCUGGUCUUUCUCUGGCCCUCAGCAGCAGCAGCAGCAGUGGUGGUGGUGGUGGUCAGAUCUGUUCUCUGUGGACGUGUUUGUGACUGUAGAAGGGGUCUCUGUUCAACCUCAACUAGCUGUUGUUGUUGAUAAACUGUUGAUGAUGACAGAUGUUCUCUGUAGUUGCAGAGACUAAAGCGUUGAGAUUGACAAUCUCUCGCUUGUGAUCUCCGGGUUGGCUGAUUGGCUGUACAGGGAGCACGUGUCCACCGUGAGUUUUCUGAUUGGCUGUACAGGGACCACAUGUCCACAUUUACCACCCAGUCACAAACAUUGGUUCCUUACCUGACACAACUCUAACUUUGCCCUUUCCCUCAGUACACACAACACACACCAAUCCCACCGAUCCCUACUGUACAAAACAGUGUUGCUAGAUUAAUCAUGUUUAAAUCUGUUGUCCUGUCUAACCAUGUCUCAUUGUAGAUUUGGCCAUCUACAUCCCCUUUGGGGCUUUCCGACAGCCAUGUUGUGUCUGAUAUAGACCUCUGAAGUUCACGUAUAAAAAGGAUCCAAAAGCUGACAUCUUUGCCCAUAUAAGGAGAUCCGGGUACAGUCUUUGCCCUGGUACCUGGAUCUCAUUAUAUAUCCUUAAAGAUGACAACUUCCAAGGUCUAUUGAGGAAGUCAAGUCUCCACAACCAAUCAUAGCGCCUUUAUGACAAGCUUCAGCCAAUCAGAGAGCAAGGAAUAUACUGUCCUGGCCGCUGCUGUCCAAUGAUGUCACACCAUUCCGUCGCCCCGGGUUACAGGCGCUGUUUUCUGAGUAGCAUAAUCGAAAGGCACCCUGGCCUUCUUUUCUGCUGAUGUAAUAAAUCAAUGUUUCAAUUCGUUUCUCUGUUUUUGAUUUGUUGGCUUUUUUCUUUCUCUCUGGUUCUAUUAAAAAAGUGAUAAUAAAAAAAUAAUUUUAACCCUUUCA
Molecule: messenger RNA, 5324 nt
Organism: Sardina pilchardus (European sardine)
Lineage: Eukaryota; Metazoa; Chordata; Actinopteri; Clupeiformes; Clupeidae
Product: transcriptional repressor p66 alpha-like
Exons: 12
Coding region: 162-2378 (738 amino acids)
Biological process (GO): negative regulation of transcription by RNA polymerase II
Cellular component (GO): NuRD complex
Molecular function (GO): sequence-specific DNA binding
Source: RefSeq, a predicted model, not a curated record